GUUUGGUUGGUUGUUUAGUCAGUACUUUCAUAUAAAUAUACAAAUAUUAUAUCAAAGUUGGACACAUACAGAACAUAAAAAAGGUUUGUGAGCAAACAAUUAUGUAACAGAUAAUGUUUUAGUUAGUUAGUGAGUUAGUUUGUUUGUUAGUUAGUUAGUUAAUAUAUUUUUAUGUAGGUCUGUUUAAAAAAAAGUCCCCAGCAAAUACUUAAUUGUCUGUCAGAUGACUCAGUCUUUGUUUGACACAUCCAUUGCCUCUUUUGGCCUUUAUAUAUAGUUCAUCUGCUCCCUUGUGUGUUGAUGUGACCAUCUGAGAGUCUGUUUGAACCAUUUAAAGGCAUUAUUUAAUUUAUCUCAGGGUUAACAGGUCCAUUAGCUGGCCCCCCUGACAGUUAUUUUUCAGUUUUUGAAAUCCAGCCCCAGGUGUGCAUUAGAGCAUGGAUUAGAGAGAAACCUGCACCUGUGGUUGUGAGUCUCCAGAUGACGACAUAACAUUACAACUCAUUUUAGGAGGACUGUAUAAAGGAGACCAAGAACAACACAUUUCAUCUUGAACAAAGACAGCAGUUUUAGCAUGGAGGGGAAAGGAAGGGUGCUGGUCCAGUUCCUAAUGCUAGCGUGUGUGUUGGAGGUUAGUCUUUGCCAGCACUGGUCAUACGGUUGGCUUCCGGGUGGAAAGAGAAGUGUUGGUGAAGUGGAGGCAACAUUUAGGAUGAUGGAUUCUGGUGAUGCAGUACUGUCUAUUCCCAUGGACAGUCCAAUGGAGCGGCUUUCACCGAUACACAUAGUGAGUGAGGUGGACGCUGAAGGUUUGCCUCUGAAAGAACAGAGAUUUCCCAACAGACGAGGAAGAGAUUAAAAGCAUAAAAGAUGAUGAUAAACCCUUGGAGCCUAUGAGAAUACAAUUCAGUUUUAUUCCCUGGGAACAACAUGUUUUAUUGAGUCCUGCUGAAAUAUCCUAUUAAUUUGGUUUUAAGAAAUAAACUGUAUUGUAGGUAUAUAUAAUGUAAAUAAGCAGUAUGCCUAGUUUGUUCAAAAUAAAUAUUAAAUGUGAGCGAAGCUGGAGCAAAUGUUGCAGUAACUGACCAAAUAACCAAAGUACUUUUUCCCAAAAUGGACAAAAAACAAGUACAAAUCCUAACUUUUUUCGCGUGGUGGUGCUAUCUGGAUAUGUCAACAGUGAUUUCAGAAUUAUUAUUAUUUAUAAUGUAUGCCCUCAUUAGAAUUCAACAUAUGUUAUAUUUAAGACUGAAGUCGAUUAAAUUUGUUGUGGCCAAUAAAUAUAUCAUGAGUGUUUACAAAAGUUAGCCUAGCCUACCUGUUAUCUCAUCGCAUUUGUUAGUAUGAUAUUUCGGCAUUUUCAAAGAACUGAUUAAUUUGAUUAAAACUGUGUUGACUAUGAAAACUGAAUUCAAGUGUAAUGCUAAAAACUUGCCAAUUAUCUAGGUAUAUCAGUUGGCCUGAUUGUGUUUAACUGACUUUAGCAUCGAGUUCAUCUCAUUAAACCAAUUACAUCACUAAGGUUCAAUAAAAGUGUGUCGAUAAUACACAUUAUUAUGACGCACAUGUGGUCAAAUAGCUGAGCUGUUAGCAACUGAACAUGCACUUUCUCAAAGAUAUCGUCUAUAUGGACUUUGAUUGAGAUAGCUUUACACCUCUGGUACUGAUGGCUUUGCUCAAAAGCUCCACAUAGUUCACAUAGUUCUUUUGAAUAAAUAUGAAAAUAUUAAAAAACUAUCAAAAUAACUUAUUUUUUCUUUUUGAAUAUAUUUUUUAUAUAAUGUAUUCAGGUAAUGGUAAAGCUGAUUUUUCAGCAGUCAUUACUCCAGUCUUCAGUGCCACAACAUCUUUCAGAAAUCAUUCUAAUAUGGUGAAUUGGUGCGCAGUUAUUAUAAGUUAUGACUGGAGAUCAAUUAUGAAUAAUGGCUCGGAUUAUAAAUGUUGAAAACAUUUAUAUAUGUGGUUACAUUUUUGCUUUAAAGAGCUGUUUAUUAGCUUAUACAUUUUCUUAUAUAACUCUAAAUGAUAAUUUUGACAAUGUCAAUGUAAGUGACAACCAGAACAAGUAGUUAACCAAACUUAUUCUCAAAAACACAAUAAUCAAAAAAAAAAAAAAAAAAAAAA
Carassius auratus (goldfish) is the source of this 2124-nucleotide messenger RNA. Its product is annotated as progonadoliberin-3-like. The record is from RefSeq and is a predicted model, not a curated record. Gene Ontology annotation, molecular function: gonadotropin-releasing hormone receptor binding; gonadotropin hormone-releasing hormone activity. Bases 575 to 859 code for a protein of 94 amino acids. The transcript is spliced from 4 exons. Lineage: Eukaryota; Metazoa; Chordata; Actinopteri; Cypriniformes; Cyprinidae. Gene Ontology annotation, cellular component: extracellular region. Gene Ontology annotation, biological process: reproductive process; multicellular organism development.